GCCCCCGAUCCAUAUAAAAGGAGAGCGAGCUCGCACGACUCAGGGUUCGCAAGUCCAGCCGCCGGCGAAGUGAGCGUCGACGAAGGCGAAUAUGGUGUCUGGGUCGGGCCUGUGCACGGGGCGGGUGGUGGUCGAUGCCCGACACCACAUGCUGGGUCGGUUGGCGUCGAUCCUGGCGAAGGAGCUGCUCAAUGGGCAGCGUGUCGUCGUCGUUCGCUGCGAGGAGAUCUGCCUCUCCGGUGGUCUAGUCCGCCAGAAGAUGAAGUAUCUCCGUUUCCUCCGCAAGCGCAUGAAUACCAAGCCGUCCCACGGCCCUAUCCACUUCCGCGCCCCUUCCAAGAUCCUCUGGCGUACCAUACGCGGGAUGAUUCCCCAUAAAACCAAGCGCGGUGCUGCUGCACUGGCAAGGCUCAAGGCCUAUGAAGGGGUGCCGCCGCCAUACGACAAGAAGAAGAGAAAGGUUGUUCCGGACGCCCUCAAGGUGUUGAGGCUUCGACCUGGACAUAGGUAUUGCUUGCUUGGUCAUCUCUCAUCAGAGGUUGGAUGGAAUCACUACGACACUAUUAAGGAAUUAGAGGAGAAGAGGAAAGAAAGGGCCAAGGUGUCUUAUGAGAGGCGAAAGCAGCUUCAGAAGCUUCGUGCCAAGGCAGAGAAGGCAACCGACAACGACGAGGAGCUUGGUUCUCAGCUUAACAUCCUUGCUCCAUUGAAGUAUUGAGUUGUAUUUGAUCGUCUUCACUUAAUUUGUCAUCCUCAGUUGGAUAAUUCGGAGUUUGUUUGCCAUUUUUGUUUAUUCGGACUAGUGUUAUGGGUGUGUUUCUAUAACUUUGUAAUGCAAUAUUAAAUGAUUUUGGAAUUUAUAAAAUAAGGAAAUUACCAGAUUUAUAACAA
Molecule: messenger RNA, 891 nt
Organism: Zingiber officinale
Lineage: Eukaryota; Viridiplantae; Streptophyta; Magnoliopsida; Zingiberales; Zingiberaceae
Product: 60S ribosomal protein L13a-4-like
Exons: 4
Coding region: 92-718 (208 amino acids)
Biological process (GO): negative regulation of translation; translation
Cellular component (GO): cytosolic large ribosomal subunit; ribosome
Molecular function (GO): mRNA binding; structural constituent of ribosome
Source: RefSeq, a predicted model, not a curated record